This is a messenger RNA of Galeopterus variegatus (Sunda flying lemur), 590 nucleotides long. RefSeq names its product putative upstream-binding factor 1-like protein 1. NCBI's taxonomy places the organism in Eukaryota, Metazoa, Chordata, Mammalia, Dermoptera, Cynocephalidae. The record is from RefSeq and is a predicted model, not a curated record.
AUGUGUAAAUAUUAUAGCGCGAAGAAGUACAAGGAGCUCCCAAAGCAGAUAAAGCAGAAAUAUAUUGAGGAUUUCCAAAAGGGGAAGCAAGAGUUUGAGGAAAAACUGGCUCAGUUCAGAAAAGACCACCCUGAUCUAGUUGAGGACUCCAAGAAAUCUGGUGUCCCCAAGAGGAGCCAAAUCAAAACCCAACAGAAGUUUGAGAGAAAUGUGAAAGAAAUGAGGUCUCCUCCAGAAACUGACGAAUUUUCCAAGAAGAUGAAAUUCCAUGGAGAGCCCAGGAAGCCCCCUAUGAAUGGAUACCACAAGUUUCACCAAGAUUCGUGGUCGAGUAGGGAGCUGCAACCUGUGCCCCUGAGGGAACGGAUGGUGGAGAUUGGCAGAUGCUGGCAGCGCAUCCCACAGGGCCUGAAGGAAUAUUAGAGCCAGGCUGAGGAGCUGCAGAAACAGUACAAGGUGGACCUGGAUCUCUGGCUCAAGAGUCUGUCUCUGGAGGAAUAGGCUGUGUACAAAGAGGCAACCUAUACUAAGCAUAAGAACAGGCCCACGACAGGAGGCCCAAACCCCAAGUUUAGACGAACCGAUCUGCA